CUUUAAACAUAUUUAGUUGGUCUAUCGAAGAGGCUGCCCGUGUGUGUCACUAGUUCUUUAUAUUCAAUAUUAGUCAUCGUGAAUUUUUAUAGUACACAACUAAUUUGGAAGGUACAUGCUUGUGUGAAUUAAAUAUGAGGAAUAUAUUAAUGGUUUGUGCCAUUUGUAUGGUGUUGGCUGUUGGAAACGCUCUACCCAACAACAGGGGAGUCGGUGCCUUCGCGUAUCAAGAUUCAUCAGGCAAUAGGUACGGCGGUACAUACGGCCUGAAAGACGGGGCUGUCGUCGACAAACAAGGCGACUUUCCUCCAAAUUUCCAACCCGAGUCCUUCCAAGACUUGGAUUAUUUCUUCCCUGAAUAUUUUAGAAACUUCGAAAACCUGUUACGAGAACCAUUUUUCAGAUUCACCCCCAUCAGGACGAAGUCAUUCUUUCCAUACACACCACUACGUUUCGAACCAUUCAGACCAUUUCCAUCAUAUCCACAGAGGGCGUUCAGCUCGAACAUCGAGGCCCAAAGGCUGGCGUUCGAAGCCGCGCAAAAAGCGUUCGAUUUGACAUCGAACCAGGCUGGUUAUAUUCCCGGUUUUGACAGGUUCCCGAUAUUUAAUUUCCCAUCGCCCGGAUUCACCGACGAACAGUUCCCCGCGAUGCAGAACUAUCCGAAUCAGUUUGGCGCGUUCGCUGGAGCCGCGGCUGGCCCGGGUUUCAGUCACCAAGUUGCUUCCAUUAAUCCCCCUAAUCCGAACAUGCCCAAUGUGAACAAGUAUACGAGCUAUUCUGGUGCUCAGCCAAACGACGGUAAUCAAUUCGUCAGUGUCUCGUCUUCUUCGUACUCCUCGUCUGUGAACGACAACGGAGAGGUCAAGAAUCACAGAGCUGCAGAAACAGUUGUCAAUAACAACGGAAAAGUCACCAAGUAUAAAGUCGAAAACUAAACUCACAAGAUCUCAAUUAAAAUAAAAUUUCUCUAUGCAAAUUUUCAGCGAUUCACGUUAAUUUUCAAAUGUUCGCAUAAUAAAAUAUCUACUACAUACCAGCUUGAUUACAUUUUGGUUUUUAAAUUUUCAAAAAUAAUUGCUAAACAUUUUCUAAUAUCCAAUUUUAUUCAAUAUAAUAUUUAAUUAUAAAAUUACACGUUCGAAUUUUUUUUUAACUGAUCGUUUGGAUUUGAGAACCCAAAGCUGAAAAUUGAUUUAUAGGAAUGAGAUAAGAACUAAUAAUGUUAAACUAUGAAAAAACUAUAACGAUUUAAACGACCUUAACGCUGUUGUUGUUGUCAAAAUCUCGGCCGAAUUAAAGUAUUUUUGUUAUGUAUUUCAAAUUGGUAAAAUAUAAUGUAAUUAAAUAUUUUGA
Molecule: messenger RNA, 1356 nt
Organism: Bombyx mandarina (wild silkworm)
Lineage: Eukaryota; Metazoa; Arthropoda; Insecta; Lepidoptera; Bombycidae
Source: RefSeq, a predicted model, not a curated record